UCGGGGCUCCAGGACCGGCCCGCUCCAGCCCACCAUGUCGAAGUUAAAAAGCUCCGAGUCCGUCAGGGUGGUGGUUCGCUGUCGGCCCAUGAAUGGCAGAGAGAAGGCCGCUGCCUACGACAAGGUGGUGGAUGUGGAUGUGAAGCUGGGACAGGUGUCUGUGAAGAACCCCAGAGGUGUGGCCCAUGAAAUGCCCAAGACCUUCACCUUUGAUGCAGUCUAUGACUGCAACGCCAAGCAGUUUGAACUCUACGAUGAGACGUUCCGACCUCUCGUGGACUCCGUCCUGCAGGGUUUCAAUGGGACCAUCUUUGCCUACGGACAAACAGGGACGGGGAAAACCUACACGAUGGAAGGAGUGCGUGGCGACCCUGAAAAAAGAGGGGUCAUCCCUAACUCGUUUGACCACAUCUUCACCCACAUUUCUCGAUCCCAGAACCAACAGUACCUGGUCAGGGCUUCCUAUUUAGAGAUCUACCAGGAGGAGAUCCGAGACCUGCUCUCCAAGGAUCAGACUAAGAGGCUUGAGCUCAAGGAGAGGCCUGACACGGGCGUGUACGUGAAAGACCUGUCCUCCUUUGUCACCAAGAGUGUGAAGGAGAUCGAGCACGUGAUGAAUGUGGGGAACCAGAACCGUUCAGUCGGUGCCACCAACAUGAACGAGCACAGUUCCCGCUCUCACGCCAUUUUUGUUAUCACGAUUGAAUGCAGCGAGGUGGGCCUUGACGGUGAAAACCACAUCCGGGUGGGGAAGCUGAACCUUGUGGAUCUCGCUGGCAGUGAGCGGCAAGCCAAGACCGGUGCUCAAGGGGAACGACUGAAGGAAGCUACCAAGAUCAACCUCUCCCUUUCCGCCCUGGGGAAUGUCAUCUCGGCCCUGGUGGAUGGCAAGAGCACACACAUUCCAUACCGGGACUCAAAGCUCACCAGGCUGCUCCAAGAUUCCCUUGGUGGCAACGCUAAGACUGUGAUGGUAGCCAACGUGGGACCUGCCUCUUACAACGUCGAAGAGACGCUGACCACUCUCCGGUAUGCCAAUCGUGCCAAAAACAUUAAGAACAAACCCAGGGUCAACGAGGACCCUAAGGACGCCCUUCUUCGAGAAUUUCAGGAAGAAAUCGCUCGGCUCAAGGCCCAGCUGGAAAAACGAUCUAUUGGCCGAAAGAAGAGGCGGGAGAAGCGGAGGGAAGGUGGUGGCAGUGGUGGGGGUGGGGAAGAGGAGGAGGAGGAGGGCGAAGAGGGUGAGGAGGAAGGGGAUGAUAAGGAUGAUUAUUGGCGGGAACAGCAAGAAAAACUGGAGAUUGAGAAGCGGGCCAUUGUAGAGGAUCACAGCUUGGUUGCGGAGGAGAAGAUGAGGCUGCUGAAGGAGAAGGAGAAGAAGAUGGAGGACCUGCGGCGGGAAAAGGAUGCUGCCGAGAUGCUGGGUGCCAAAAUCAAGGCCAUGGAGAGUAAGCUACUUGUUGGAGGGAAAAAUAUAGUGGACCAUACGAAUGAGCAGCAGAAAAUCCUGGAGCAGAAACGGCAGGAAAUUGCAGAGCAGAAACGUCGAGAAAGAGAGAUCCAGCAACAGAUGGAAAGUCGAGAUGAGGAGACCUUGGAACUGAAGGAGACAUACAGCUCAUUGCAGCAAGAGGUGGACAUCAAGACCAAAAAACUCAAAAAGCUCUUCUCCAAGCUGCAGGCCGUGAAGGCCGAGAUCCAUGACCUCCAAGAGGAGCACAUCAAGGAGCGCCAAGAGCUGGAGCAGACCCAGAAUGAGCUCACCAGGGAGCUGAAACUCAAGCAUCUUAUUAUAGAAAACUUCAUCCCUCUGGAAGAAAAAAGUAAAAUUAUGAAUAGAUCCUUCUUUGAUGAAGAGGAAGAUCAUUGGAAAUUACAUCCUAUCACCAGGCUGGAGAACCAGCAGAUGAUGAAGCGGCCAGCCUCCGCCGUGGGCUACAAGAGGCCAUUGAGCCAGCAUGCCCGAAUGUCCAUGAUGAUUCGCCCUGAGGCCCGGUACCGGGCAGAAAACAUCGUACUGCUAGAGCUGGACAUGCCCAGCCGGACCACCAGGGAUUACGAGGGCCCUGCCAUUGCCCCCAAAGUCCAGGCCGCAUUGGAUGCGGCACUGCAGGAUGAAGAUGAGAUUCAGGUGGAUGCCUCCUCCUUUGAAAGCACUGCAAAUAAGAAAUCCAAGGCCAGGCCCAAAAGUGGAAGGAAGUCGGGGUCUUCCUCGUCUUCCUCAGGAGCACCUGCAUCUCAACUUUAUCCCCAGUCUCGGGGGCUGGUUCCGAAGUAAAGCCAGCUCCUCCUCUCCCGGGGCAUAAACAACAUUUGCCUUCCGAGAGAAGAGACGAGCAAAGCCUGCAGAGAGGACUUGAGCCCAACUCAGAGCCAUCUCCCUGAAGAGAAGCGAUGGCCUCUUUGCAGCUCACCGACCCAGUCUGGUCGCAACAUGCUCGUCCUCCUCUGGCCCCCAGCUCCUCUGGGAAACCUCUUUUACAUAGCAUCUCAGAAACACAGGGGGUCAGGUCAUGUGCGAUGGUGGCAGUGGAGAGCAAGAGAAGAUCAGUGACCUCAGUUCUCUUCUCCCUCCCUGCCUGCCCCGCCUCCCCCUCCUUUCCUAGCCUGCUCUCAGACUGGGCUCCCUUCUUGUUGAAAGGAGGACAAGACCAGGAGUCGCCUUAGCAGGAGCAUGUCUCUGGAACCUCAGGAUUAAACGCCAGUGAGGUUGCAGAUGGAAAGCCCUGGAAUCUGAAUGGGUGCUUGUUCUCUUAGGUAGGAACGAGGAAUCUCAUAUGAAUGAUCCAAGCCCCCAGUGGGCAGAUCCGCCAUCUCGCUUCCACCACCUCCACGAGAAGUGGUGCUGCCUUUGGAUCUACUGUAGCAGGAGAAGUCUUCCUCGGAAGCUGCUAGUUCCUGCUCCCAAAGGAUUGGAGGUCGGCAGCGCCAGAAAGGCCAUUCCCUUCACCUUUGAGGAGGGUUUAGAGGGACAGCAUCGCACCACCUCAGAACCAAGACUGUCCUGUCCAAGACGUCCGUCUGUCAGCCGGUGCCCGGUGCAGGCACCGUGCCUCUCAAGCCU
This is a messenger RNA of Echinops telfairi (small Madagascar hedgehog), 3064 nucleotides long. RefSeq names its product kinesin family member 3B (gene KIF3B). Lineage: Eukaryota; Metazoa; Chordata; Mammalia; Afrosoricida; Tenrecidae. The record is from RefSeq and is a predicted model, not a curated record. The transcript is spliced from 8 exons. Gene Ontology annotation, biological process: microtubule-based movement. Gene Ontology annotation, molecular function: microtubule motor activity; ATP binding; microtubule binding. Bases 35 to 2278 code for a protein of 747 amino acids.